UAUUCAAAUGUCAUCUCAACAUAAAUUUGAAAGAAAAAAAAAACCAAUCUGGCAGUGGUUCAAGAAAGGUGAUAAGCUUAAUAGUUCACACUAUUUAGCUCAAUGUGAUUUUUGCAAAACAAAUUGCCCUAGUAAACCCUUAAAAAUGGAAAAACAUUUAUUAAAAAAGUGUGAAGAUAUUAGUCAAGAUGAACAUGAUAACACAAAUAAUAAACAAGAAAUUGAAUCUAUUUCAUUAUCUAUUGGAGAAAAAGCAUCUAUUAAUCAUCAACUGCUUAAAGCAUUAAUUUCAGCCAAUGCACCAUUAUCAUUUGUAGAGGAUGCUGAAGUAAUUAAAUUAGUUCAUAUGUUAAGACCUGAAUAUAAGCUUCCAUCUUGUAAAUGGAUAAGUAUAGAUGUUUUGGAUAAUAUACAUGAAAAUAUACAGUGUAACAUUCAACAUUUUAUAUCUAACUCAAUGUUUUUAACAUUAUCCGGUAACGGUUGGAUGAAUGUUUCAAAAAAUAGUAUGCUAAAUUUUAUUGUAACGAAUGAAAAGCAUGAAAGUCAAAUUUUUAAAAUAGAUAAUUAUUCUUAUUUAUGUCAUACAGGUGAUAAUAUAUUUAAAAUAUAUAAAGAAAUUGGAAUGAAUCUUGGUUUAGACAAAUAG
Dentiscutata heterogama is the source of this 649-nucleotide messenger RNA. Lineage: Eukaryota; Fungi; Glomeromycota; Glomeromycetes; Diversisporales; Gigasporaceae. The record is from the annotation of a GenBank genome assembly.